CGAGCUGCUGCGCGGGCCAUGCUCGAAGCCGGCGUCACCGAUGGAGCCAUUGUUAACGUGUCGAGCCGUGCGGCUAAUGACUGCUUGCCGGGCUUGUCGGUAUACUCUGCCUGCAAGGCCGCCGUUGUCUCCUUCACGCGCUGCAUGGCUGCGGAACUGGCUACGCAGGGUAUCCGCUGCAAUGCCGUGUUGCCCGGCCUGACGGAGUCACCGCCCGUGCUCAGUAUGGGCAAUGAGAGGCGAAACGCCCUGUGCGCGAGUAUUCCUAUCGGCCGCAUGGCCACGACACGAGAAAUCGCAGAGGUUGUCGCGUUCCUCUGUUCACCGGAGAGCUCGUACGUGGUGGGCGCCGCUUGGGUGGUGGCCGGGGGAAAGCAGUAGUUGGGGCCCUAGCAUUAAUCCUUCAGGGCAUGGCUCAUAUGCAGCCAUAUCGAAUAUAAGCAAAACAGCGCAAAUCGAACAAGGACUAAAGAAGUGUGGGCGCAAAAGCAAUACCGGUGCCGUUUACACGAGUAAUAACUGCAAACGUGUUAUUGGUCGCAUUACCCUGCGGAGUUGAAACGAUGUCUGCACGAUGCGUUAUGAGUUAAUUAGCUAAAAUCAAUGUAGCGCAUAUUCCCAUCUGGACUUCUUCAGCUAUGUUUAUACGGAGGACUCUUAGGCAGUCCUCGCAGAGGUCUCAGUAAAGGUGAUUCCAGAACACUCCAUCU
This is a messenger RNA of Rhipicephalus sanguineus (brown dog tick), 710 nucleotides long. RefSeq names its product 3-oxoacyl-[acyl-carrier-protein] reductase FabG. The coding region runs from base 19 to 381 and encodes 120 amino acids. Lineage: Eukaryota; Metazoa; Arthropoda; Arachnida; Ixodida; Ixodidae. The record is from RefSeq and is a predicted model, not a curated record. The transcript has a single exon. Gene Ontology annotation, molecular function: oxidoreductase activity.